AUGGCCACCUACCCCAGCGAGCUCGCCAUCCGCACCAACUCUGCAAUUCAGGGCGGCAAGGGCGGGCGCUCCUCGGUGAGCGGCGUGACGGCCACCAUCUUCGGCUGCUCUGGCUUCCUAGGCCGCUACAUCGCGCAGAGCCUGGCUCGCAUCGGCUGCCAGCUGGUCUUCCCCCACCGCUGCGACGAUCUGGACGUGCAGCACCUGCGCCCCAUGGGCGACCUGGGCCAGGUGGUGAUGCUGCCCAACUUCAACCCGCGGGACGACGACGCAUACCGCCGCGCCAUCUCCCGCUCCAACGUCGUGAUCAACCUGAUCGGCGCGGACCAGGAGACCUGGAACUACGGGUUCAAGGAGGUGCACGUCGACAUCCCCGCCCGCAUCGCCAAGGCCGUGCGCGAGCACGGCGGCGUGGAGCGCGUGCUGCACUUCUCCAACAUCGCCGCGCGGCCCGACGCCGUGUCGCAGCGCCUGCGCACCAAGGCACGCUCGGGUGGUCGGGGGGGCGAGGGCGAGGCGCUGGUCCGCUCCGAGCUGGGCGACCUGGCCACCAUAUUCAAGGUGGCCCCCGUCACCGGCACCGAGGACCGCGUGUUCAACCAGCUGGCGCGCCUGAUCAAGGCCUACCCGGCCCUGCCCCUGGUGGCGGGCGGCGCGCUGCGCCUGCAGCCGGUGUGGGUCCGCGACGUAGCCCAGGCGGUCUUCAACUCGAUGCAGGAGGAGGGCGCGGCGGGGAAGACCUAUGCGCUGGCGGGACCUGAGGUCCUGACCCUGUCCCAGCUGGCCGACCUGACCUACCACACCAUCCGCGAGCCACACAAUGUGCUGCCCGUGCCGGAGAAGCUGGCCGAGCUGGCGUCCCGCCCGCUGGGCUGGCUGGGCACCAAAACGCCCUUCCGCGCCAACCCCUUCUUCUCCUCCGACUCCGUCGCCGAGCUGGCACGCGGCGACUUCACGCUGGCCGCCGCCACCGCCGACCAGCCCCUGCUGACCAUUGAGGACCUGGGCGUGGCGCCGCGCCGUGUCACCGAGGGCCACCCCAUCGAGUUCCUGCGCUAUUACCGCUCCGGCGGCUACGACAUGGGCGCGGUGGCCGAGGUGGACUCUGCCCCCACGCCCGCACGCUGGGAGCGGUGA
This is a messenger RNA of Auxenochlorella protothecoides, 1137 nucleotides long. Its product is annotated as NADH dehydrogenase [ubiquinone] 1 alpha subcomplex subunit 9, mitochondrial. Lineage: Eukaryota; Viridiplantae; Chlorophyta; Trebouxiophyceae; Chlorellales; Chlorellaceae. Gene Ontology annotation, cellular component: mitochondrion. The record is from RefSeq and is a predicted model, not a curated record. Gene Ontology annotation, molecular function: protein-containing complex binding. The transcript has 5 exons. The coding region runs from base 1 to 1137 and encodes 378 amino acids.